AUGGGCCCUGCCUCGUUAACUGGUCGUGUGGCGCUGGGCUCGAUCACCACUGUGUCCUUGCGGUUCCUCUCACUGCUGUACUCACACAAACCAAUAUCACAGCAACCCCUCCUCACCACCCUCCCCACCGCACCACCCCCCCUCCUCACCACCCGUCCCCCUCCCACCAACCCCCCCUCCACCACCCCGCCCCCUCCGCACCACCCGCCCCACCCCCUCCUCACCACCCGCCCCCUCCUCACCACCCGCACCCCCUCCUCACACACCCGCCCCCCUCCUCACCACCCGUCCCCCUCCGCACCACCCGCCCCUCCUCACCACCCGUCCCCCUCCUCACCACCCGUCCCCCUCUGCACCACCCGCCCCCCUCCUCACCACCCGCCCCCCUCCUCACCACCCGUCCCCCUCCGUCCGCCACCCCCCCCCCCUCACCACCCGCCCCCCUCCCCUCCUCACCACCCGCCCCCCUCACCAACCCGCCCCCCUCCUCACCACCCGCCCCCUCUGCACCACCCGCCCCUCCGCACCACCCGUCCCCCUCCGCACCACCCGCCCCCUCCUCACACCCGCCCCCUCCUCACCACCCGCCCCCCUCACCACCACCACCCCCCUCCGCACCACCCGUCCCCCUCCGCACCACCCGCCCCCCUCCUCACCCCCCGCCCCCUCCUCACCACCCGUCCCCCUCCGCACCACCCGCCCCCUCCUCACCCCCCGCCCCCUCCGCACCACCACACUCAACUUUCACAUUUAAACUGUGGACAACUUGUCAAGUAA
Molecule: messenger RNA, 777 nt
Organism: Boleophthalmus pectinirostris (great blue-spotted mudskipper)
Lineage: Eukaryota; Metazoa; Chordata; Actinopteri; Gobiiformes; Gobiidae
Exons: 2
Coding region: 1-777 (258 amino acids)
Source: RefSeq, a predicted model, not a curated record